Molecule: messenger RNA, 2784 nt
Organism: Ipomoea nil (Japanese morning glory)
Lineage: Eukaryota; Viridiplantae; Streptophyta; Magnoliopsida; Solanales; Convolvulaceae
Product: flowering time control protein FCA
Exons: 19
Coding region: 160-2484 (774 amino acids)
Cellular component (GO): nucleus; ribonucleoprotein complex; cytoplasm
Molecular function (GO): protein binding; mRNA binding
Source: RefSeq, a predicted model, not a curated record
UGACCUCAACUCUGUCCCGAGCUGGUGAGCUGCAGAUAGACCCGCCAGACUCUCUCUCUCUCUCUCUCGUCGUCGAUUCUCACCUCGAUUGAUUUCAUAUCUCUAUCGCUUCUACUUCGCGGCCCGUUUUCUUCCGGCGGUUUUCAGGUUUCGCCGGCGAUGGAGAGGUACAGGGGAGAGAGUUACGGCGACCAAAUGGAAUCGCAACACCACUAUAGACCUUCCAGGGGUGGACCCCACUCCUCGAUGCGUUCUUCCUCCGACGCCCCCGUGAGCCACCACCAGCACCGUAGCCCUAGCAAUUACCGCGGAGAACGCCGAGCAUUUGAUAGCCCUCCUCGUUUCCCUCCCGGCACUGGUGGAGCUGGGGUGGGAGGUUUCCGACCAGCGGGAGGCGGUGGCGGAGGCGGAGGGUAUAAUUCUGGUUACCAGAUGCCACCUGUAUCGGGGCAAAAACGAGCUUACCCCUUUUCGGGUAGAGGAGGAAGCUCUCCAGAACACUUCGAUGGAGGCAGUUUUGCUAAACUGUUUGUUGGAUCUGUCCCAAGAACAGUAACAGAAGAAGAUAUCCGACCUUUAUUUGAAGAACACGGACGUGUGCUUGAGGUUGCUUUGAUUAAAGAUAAGCGAACGGGACAGCCACAAGGAUGUUGCUUUAUUAAAUAUGCUACUCCUGAAGAUGCUGAUAGAGCCAUUAGAGCUUUGCAUAACAAUUAUACUUUACAAGGGGGAACAGGUCCUAUUCAAGUCAGAUAUGCUGAUGGUGAACGAGAACGACUUGGUACAAUUGAGUAUAAGUUGUUUGUUGGGUCACUGAACAAACAAGCUUCAGUGAAGGAAGUUGAAGAGAUUUUUUCUCCUUAUGGCCGUGUUGAAGAUGUCUAUCUCAUGCGUGAUGAGAUGAAGCAGAGUCGUGGAUGUGGAUUUGUCAAAUAUUCAAAUAGAGACACGGCAUUGGCAGCAAUUAAUGCUCUUAGUGGAAAGUUUACAAUGAGAGGAUGUGAUCAGCCAUUGACUGUUCGAUUUGCUGACCCUAAGAGGCCUAGAUCUGGAGAGUCAAGAGGUCCAUCAUUUGGGGGGCCUGGCUCUGGGCCUCACUUUCAAGCACCUGGAAUUAGACCACCUCCAACUCUUAGCGAGCCUGUGCACGACCAGAUUGCUCCUAAUGCAUGGCGUCCUAUGGCUGCUCCAAAUCCUGGACCAAUAUCUAAUGCUAGCAUCCAUGGUUUUGGAAAUCAGUUUCCUCAUAGAUCAAAUGAUGUGCAAGUGUCAUCUGCACUGGGGGGCAGUAGUGACAGUUCAUUUCCAGUUUCUUCUACUUCUAUGUCACAACAGGGUGGCCAUAGUGGCAAUGGAGAUGGUUCAUAUCUGGGACUUUCUGUUUCAUCUUCUAUGUCUCAACAGAGUUUGAACCAGCCAUUGGUGCAAAGCCAUUCAGUUGGUCCACAAAUUUCUCCGUUGCAGAAGCCACUUCCAUCACCACAACACUUGCCUUCUUCCCUGCAACUACAGCAACCAGUGUCAACACCCUUCACUCAAACGCAAAAUUCUCCUGCUUUGCUCCGGCAGCUUCAUCAAGUACAGAUGCCCCAAUCUGCUGGUCAAGGUCCAGUUAGUCAGGCAAUGACAUCUCAGCAGCCUGGUUUGCAUGGGGAGUUUGCUAUGACUCAACCCCAAGUGCAGCAGACUGUACCAUCUGGCCUGGCAAACCAACAACUGCCUAAUCAACAGUCCCUUCAACAUCUUCACCAAUCGCCUUCUCAGUUAGCCCAGAUGCUGUCACAACAGACACAAACUUUACAGGCAAGCUUUCAGUCAUCACAGCAAGCCUUCUCUCAGCUUCAGCAACAACUGCAGAUGAUGCAACCGUCAAAUCAGAACUUAACAACCCAUCAGGGUUCACAGGCUGCUAAACAGUCUUCUUGGCCUGGGACUAUGCAGCCUGCACCUGCAAUUACUUCUUUUCAGUCACCUCCUCCUACAUCUGCAGCACCUGCUGCUCCUGCAACUAGUCAGACCAUUGCUACUUUAAAAUGUGACUGGACAGAACACACUGCCCCUGACGGAUACAAGUACUACCACAACAGUGUAACUGGUGAAAGCAAAUGGGAAAAGCCAGAUGAGUUGACUUUGUAUGAACAACAGCAGCAGCAGCAGAAGCAGACACAUCAAACAAAACCUUCCAUCCAACAGCCUCAGAUGCAGUCUUAUUCUCAGGUUAUAUCUCCACAGCAAGCACCUCAGAUGCAAGGACAGUAUCAGAAUCCACUUCAGAUCCAAUUCCGCCCUCCACAACAGUUGCAACAAACAUCUCAACCUUCAUCGUAUCAGGUUCCCGGAGUGACUGGUCAACGGAGUAAUCAGGAACAUUCUUAUGCACAAUUACCACAUGUAGCUGGUUCAGUAAAUGAUCCAUCGCGUUUCCAACAGGGCCUUCAAGCUGGUCAGGAAUGGAUGUGGAAGAAUAAGCCUGCAGGAACCUGAAAUCCUAUGCGACCGUCUGUUGACAAAACCAUACCAUGACGGCUCGAACAUAGUCUGCUGGAAGCAGAGACUCAAGCAGCUUCAAGACUGGGAAAGUGCAUGUAAUAUCAGAAAUUUUGCUUCAUGACAAAAUCUUUAAUGUACUGUGCCAUAAAUCUAAUGUUCAUCUGCUUCCUUGUAUACCUACCAAGCAGAGUGUAGUUUCUGUUAUACUAUAGUGUUACAUAAAUUGCUAGUCUGUAAUUCUGUAUACUACCAAAUUUAGUGAUCACAUGAGCUGAAUCAGCCCAUAUUUAAUUA